UGUCAUCCUGUCCAAAUGCCAAUAAAAAGUAAUACCGUGGAGGCCUGACAGCUACGUGGGGGUCGCUGGUGGGCCGUGCGGUAGUCUCUCGCUUGCCAGAGCCCCGUGAUGUGCUUUGGUGUGGGGGAGGAAGGGGGAAAGGCAGCUCGCAGCCAGAUCAACACUCACAGCGGUGGCUUGCGGACUAGCAAGGAGUAACAUGGCGGCGGCAGUGUUAGCCAGCAUAAAUGUUGUUCCACUGCCGCGAAGGUCAGCCUGGUCUGUGACACACGGAAACUAACAGCGAGGAGGCAAGUGUUAAACCCGGAGAGAAGUGGAUGAUGCUUAAAGCUUUCCUGAUGUCGCCGUCUUGCAGCGAUGGCCUGAAGGACUCCGCGCACUGAAACUAAGAGGCUGAUAUGCAUUGAGGAUGAGUGGAGCCGGGGAAAGCUCAUCUGACCCUGCAAGGGCAGAGUUACGGAAACGUAAAGAAUGUUCCACUGAACUUCUUGGACCCAGCCCCAAGCGGAGCAACGAGAAGCGCAACCGCGAGCAUGAGAACAAAUACAUAGAAGAGCUCGCCGAGCUGAUUUUCGCUAACUUCAAUGACAUCGACAACUUCAACGUCAAGCCCGACAAAUGUGCAAUCCUGAAAGAAACUGUGAAGCAGAUCAGACAGAUAAAGGAGCAAGAGAAAGCGGCUGCAGCCAAUGAGGAGGAGGUGCAGAAGGCCGAUGUGUCAUCGACGGGCCAGAGUGUGAUUGACAAAGAUGCCUUGGGACCAAUGAUGCUGGAGGCCCUGGAUGGCUUCUUUUUUGUGGUGAAUAUGGAGGGCAACAUCGUUUUUGUGUCUGAGAACGUGACCCAGUACCUGCACUACAACCAGGAGGAGCUGAUGAACACCAGCGUCUACAGCGUGUUGCAUGUGGGGGAUCAUGCCGAGUUCAUCAAAAACCUGCUGCCCAAAUCCCUCGUGAACGGCGUCCCAUGGUCCAGCGAGGGUCCGAGGAGGAAUAGUCACACCUUCAACUGCCGCAUGCUGGUGAACCCCCACAGCGAGAGCCAGGACGAGCAGCGCGAGCACGAGCAGCAGCAGCAGAAAUACGAGACCAUGCAGUGCUUUGCUGUUUCCGAGCCCAAGUCCAUCAAGGAAGAAGGAGAUGACUUCCAGUCGUGCCUAAUCUGCGUGGCUCGCAGGGUCCCCAUGAAGGAGAGGCCCGCGCUUUCUACACACGAGAGCUUCACCACACGGCAAGACCUGCAAGGCAAGAUAACGUCGCUGGAUACCAGUCUGCUGCGGGCCUCCAUGAAGCCGGGAUGGGAGGACCUGGUGCGCCGCUGCAUCCAGCGCUUCCACCUCCAGAACGAUGGGGAAAUGUCCUUCGCCAAACGUCAUCAGCAGGAAGUUCUUCGCCAUGGCCAGGCAUUCAGUCCCAUCUACCGCUUUUCCCUCUCGGAUGGAACCAUCGUGUCAGCCCACACGAAGAGCAAAUUGGUGCGCUCGCAUGCCACCAACGAGCCUCAGCUCUACAUGUCUCUGCACAUUCUACAGAGGGAGCAGACAGUAUGCGGGAUGGGCCAGGACAUGGGUCCUGGCGCUCAGGCCACAGGGAUGGCUCCCAAGCCAAUGAACUCCUCCACUCCCUCUAUGACUCCACCGACACCGGGAAGUUUGCCAGGCUCAGGACCUCAGGGCCAAGACACGACUAUCAGCAGCAACAGCACGCCUUUCUCUCCUCCGGGCCCUGCUGGCCCCCGAGAACCAGCAACCAUAGGGGGGGGACACAUGCAGGUCUACCGUCAAGGCUGCCCCCAACCACACGGCCACACUGGAGGAAUGCAGCCUCCCCAACAGGGCCAGAACUGGCGAAUGAACAGUCCCUCUCGUGCCAGCCCCAGCCCAGCCGGCGGACCCCACGCGCCUCAGCAGAACUCGAUGCUCUCCCCCAGGCACCGUGGGAGUCCUGGCGGAGCGGGCAGUCCGCGAGUAGCAGGAGGCCUUCACUCCCCUUCCCCAGUGGGGAUGUGCGUGGGAGGGCCCGGUGGUGCAGGUGGUAGCACAACAAGCAGCCAUGCCAACAGCUACACCAGCAGUUCCCUGUCAGCUUUGCAGGUCCUAAGCGAGUGUCACGGUGUAGGACACGGGCACGGGCACCCUCAUGCACACACACUAGGCUCUCCCGAUCGUAGGAUAGGCUCUCCAGCCAGCGUCACACCAGGAUCAGGUGUAAACACUCAUCUCAUGUCAAAACUCGGCGCAGGGGCCACAGACUCGUUUGGCCCUCACACUGAAGUAGGUCAGGGGGGGCACACCCCAGGUCAGACAGAAAGCAACAUUACUGAACCUAAAGACGAGAGGGAGGGGCCACUUGAGGGCCAUGAAUCUCACAGUCAUCUUCAUGACAACAAGGGCCACACUAAGUUACUACAACUGCUCACUACCAAACCAGAGCCUCUGGAGACCCCCCUGUCUCCUAAUGCUGGAUGCGACGGUAAGGACCAAGCUGGGACUGUGGUCCGGGGUGGCCAUUCUGGAGUAAGUACUCACGCCACCUCCCUUAAAGAAAAACACAAGAUCCUCCACCAACUCCUGCAGAACAGCACGUCUCCCGUGGACCUGGCCAAGCUCACCGCCGAGGCCACGGGUAAGGAGCUAGGCCAGGAGCAAGGCCAGGGUGCCUCUGGGGGAGACAUCACCCCAAAGCAGGAACCCCUCAGCCCCAAGAAGAAGGACAACGCUCUGCUCCGUUAUCUGCUGGAUAAGGACGACACAGCGCUGAAGGACAAGGUUCCUAAGCUGGAGCCAGGGGAGGUGAAGGUGGAAGUAGGCAAACAUCCGCUUGUCAAAACGGAGAAACAAGAUGUCGGAUACGACCAAGCUGAGCAGUCGUCGGAGCUGGAUGACAUCUUGAAUGACCUACAGAAUGCCCAGCCGCAGCUCUUCGGUGAGCCACGGCCCAUGUCGCUGCCCAGCCCCAUGGACAAACAGAACAUCAUCAAUGACAUCUUGCAGAUGUCCGAGAGCAACCCGGCAGUCACAGCGCAACAGCAGCACAGGAAUGUUGGCGGCGGCAUGGGUCCAACUAAUUUUGGCGGUGUCCGACCGGGGCAACCAGGCAGGGUUGUGCCUGUAAGGAGCGUUUCUCUGGACAUGAACGCGUCGCCACAGUACCCAAUAAGGACCACAAGCCCGUACGCUCUCGUACAGCAGCAGCAGUCGCAGCAAGGCAUGGUGGGAGGUCACGGCAUGAUGGCUAACCAGGCCAACCUGGUUGGCACAGGUCUUAUGGGUCCAAACGGCCCUCGGCCGGGCAUGCAGCAGCAGGAAGGCUGGGCGGGCUCAGCCUCAGCUCCGCCCCUUGGGACCCCCGGACAGCAGGGGGCCUUGCAGGGCAGGAUGGGCCCCACCGGUGCUCCUAUGAGGCCCAACAGCCAAACGGGGCCCCGGCAAAUGUUGCAGUCAUCGAUGAUGCCCAACACCCAAGCUGACAUGGAUAUCAGUAUGGUGGGCCAUUUCUCCCAGCAGCAGGCUCCUCCCAACCAGACGGCGCCCUGGCCAGACAGCAUGAUGCCAAUUGACCAGACAGCGUUUGUGAACCAGAACAGGACGCUGCACUCAACACCUCAAGAGGACCUGCUCUGUAACAUGGGCCUCAGCGGGGGUGACGGCGGUGCAGUGGAUGAGGGCGCACUAAUGUCACAAUUGUACACUGCGCUAAAAGAUUUUGAUGGCCUGGAAGAGCUGGACCGGGCUCUUGGCAUCCCCGCUCUGAUAGAACAGAACCAGACCCUGGACCAGGACCAGUUCCCGCAGGAGCCCUCAAUGAUGUUAGAACAGAAGCCCCCCAUGUACGCCCAGCAGUUUGGCCCCUCUCCGUCACACAUGGCUCAGAGGGGGUACCCGGGGGCGCCCAUGCAAGAGCCGGGCUUUCACCCCAUGUCUGGCCAGAUGGGUCCUCGUCCGGGUUACCCCAUGAUGAGGAUGCAGGUUCGGCCCGGACUCAGGCCUGGCGGAGUCGGCGCCAACCAGCCCAACGCACUGCGACUACAACUUCAGCACCGGCUACAGUCACAGCAGAACCGACAGCCAAUGAUGACUCCGAUGAGCAGCGUUUCAAAUGUGAACCUACCUCUUCGGUCCAACGCUACAAACCAGGGGACCAUCAACGCUCAGAUGUUGGCGCAGCGUCAGCGGGAGCUCCUGAGCAACCACCUGAGACAGCGGCAGCAGCAACAGGUCCAACAAGCUCAGCAGGUCCAGCAGCAGAGGAGCAUGGCAAUGCGGGCCCAGGGCCUCAACCUGCCGCCCAACAUGAGUAACCCGCGGAUUCCCCAGGCCAACCCCCAGCAGUUCCCCUACCCACCCAGCUACGGUACCGGUACAGGCCUGGCGUCGCCACCUCCCCCUACCAGCCCCUUCUCCUCCCCUCUCUCCCCCAGCCUGUCGUCUCUACCCUCCAACCCUCAGCACCACUUGCAUGGCACCUCCUCCUCUUCCUCCACCUCCUCCUCCUCCUCCUCCCAGAUGAUGAUGGGAAACACAAGCAUGAUGGGCGGACAGUACGGGGCCGUACUCAGCCCCCAAAUGCAGCACAGUGCCUUUCAGUUUCCCAACUCAGGUAUGAACCAACAGGCAGACGGAGGCUUUGGGGGGCCCGGCGCGCCGCAGAGCCCCCUGCUGUCUCCCCGCAUGGCCCACGCACAGUCCCCCAUGAUGCAGCAGGGCCAGGGGAACAACUCCUUCCAAGGCUCGCCCGACAUUAACGGUUGGCCACAGGGCAGCAUUGGAGGGAACAGUAUGUUCUCCCAGCAGCAGACGUCCCCUCAGUUCACCCAGCAGCAGAAUAACGGCAGCAUGUACAAUGGCAGCGGGAUGAACCUGAACAACGUUCCCAUGGCCACCAGCAGCAUGGGCCAGAUGGCCGGACAGAUGAGCGUCACGUCCAUGGCCUCACCCGGCUUGCCCUCCAUGGGACAAGAGCAGAAAUACUGUUGACCGUUAUUGAGUUGCUGCCCUGGACCUCAGUGAUCAGCUGGAGCAAAAAUUGUACACAAACAUGUAAGCCCCUCCAUGUUCAAAGUUCCCGGGGGGGCGUGGCCAGGCCCGGGGAGGUGCUGCCAGGCUCCUCCCCCUGCCUGUCCAGCUGCAUUCACCGUAGUGUGACUUACUGUAGGCCCGGGUUCUUGAUGAAUGUAUCCUCUCAGCGGACUGUGGCCAUUUAUACAAUCUCAUCUCAAAAAUUGGCGGUUUUCCUCCCAGUUGUUUAUUACGCAAAAACUUUUAGCCUGUAUUGCCUCUUUUUUUCCUCCUUUCUUUUUCUAUAAUAUUAGUGUUACUCGCCGGCGUCCGAAGAGGGAGCGAAGAAGUAGUUGAUCCUGAAAAAAAAAAGACUGCAGAAGAGUGAUGUGAGGUUUAUAUAGUGUAUUAAAUUAAGUUUUAUUUUUAUGUAUAGAUUUAAUGAAUAAUUCCUGUAGAUGGCUUUAUUAUCCUCGUAGCAUCCGAGAAGAAAAUAUUCUAGAAGAAAAAGUGUGUCGAAAAAAGGCACUUUUUAAAUGAUUUUAUUAUUCUUUCUGAGAAGACUCGUCUGUGAACCUGAAUACUUGGGUCCGAUCGUUUCAGAAAAAAAUCCAUGAAAGGUGAAUUGUACAUACCGAUAAGUAAAAGCGUUUCUUUUUUUUUUUCUAUUUAUUUGAUUUUUUUGUUUGUUUUUGAUUGUAUUUUCUGGGUUCCCUCGCCUGGUCUGCUCUUUUUUUUCCCGGUACGAUGCAGACCCGGGGUGUGUUUGAGGUUGGGAAGGGUUGCUGUGUAUACAGUGUACAGAUAUCGCUUUGCUUCUCUGCCUUUAGCAUAGAACACCAAACAAACAACAUGAAAAAAGACAAAAAACAAAGAUAACACAGCCAUAAAUAACUUUUAAACAGUGUGCUUUCUAUGUUGUCUGGAGUGAAAACGCUUUAUACGAGCUGCUCGGUGCAAACUGUUUCUGGUGUGAUGUAAACAAGCAAUAACAUGAGAAUCUUGGGGUUAAUUUUGUUUAGUUUUUUUGUAGUUUUUUGUAUAUAAUAAUAAAGACACCAUUUUGCUCCACGUUUUGGAUGCAGUAUUACACGCCAAUUUUAUUUCUUUUUUUAAUUGCAGUUUGUACCAAGAACUCCACACACGCCGAAUUCUCGAUUAUGCAGCAAGGCAGCGCCCCUCCCCCUGCACUCUUGACAGACAGCCAUAUUUAAAUGACCUCAGGCAGUAAAGUGUCCGCUAAUGCACACUACUCUGGGUUUUCGUAAAACAGGUUCGCCUUAUGUCCUCCUGAGAACCAGCGUCCUCUACAGUGGACAUGGAUAUGUUUUCCUCUGGCAAAAGAAAUGGAGCAAAAACAAAUGUCCACUGCAGAGGACGUUGGUUCAUAAGAGGAUAUGCAAAUUUUAUAUCCUUUAGUUCAAUGUUUCCCAAACUUAGGGUCGAUUAUUAUUAUUAUUAAUAAUAAUAAUAGGUGGAUAAAAUGCUUUAGAGGGUUUCAAAGUGUGGCUCAACGACACAAAAAAAUAUUUUUGGACUUGUUUACAUAGGAACUAAAAAAAACAACUAAUGUUGGGCUUUGCAGGUUUGAAAAAUAUGUUUCAUUUAUUUUUCUCCAGCCGCUGCUCUUGAAUCUUUACAUUGGCAAAUAUACUGUAUAUCCUCUCAAAAACCAGCGUCCACUGGAGUGGACAUUUUGUGUUUUUCAUUACAGGGCUAUUUUUUUUCCUGAAAUUUGUAACUCUGGCAAAAGAAGUAGACCAAAAACAAAUGUCCACUGCAGAGGACGCUGGUUCUCAGGAAGAUAUGUCCAUGGGGAAACUAGUGCAGGGUUUCCCAAACAUAACAUUUCUGGAGCACAUUUUGCAGACUUUUUCCCCCCACUCUUAUUUCCUCUCCAAUUAUAAAAUGUUCCCCUCUAAACGGAGCUAAAGUCAGCUUAGUGGGUUUCAAAAAGUGUUUUCUUUAUUUUUCCCAAGCCGCUGCAUUUCUCCUAAAUCAUUAUGUUGGCUCAUGUGCUGAGACGUUUGUGCUUUGCAUUACAGGGCCUUUUUUUUUUCUAAAAAUGUGUGACUCCUGACAAAAUAAAUUGACCAAAAAGCAAAUGUCCACUACAGUGGACAUGGGAAACCAGUUCAGGAUUUUUUUUGCCACUAUUUCCUCUUUAAAAUUAUUUUAUUUUUAUUUUUUUAAGCCACUACAUUCUUCCUUAGGUGGGUGCUGUGGGCUUUUUGUAUUGAUGGUGUAAGAUGGAGCACUACAUCAUUAUGUUGGCUAAUGUACCCUAUAUCCUCCUGAGAACUGGCAUCCACUGGAGUGGACGUUUGUUUUUAUGCAUACCAGGACAUUAUGUAAAUCUAAAAAAAAAAAAUGGAUCAAAAACAAAUGUCCACUGCAGAGGACACUGGUUUCCCAAAUCUAAAAGUUCUGGACCACAUUUUUUGUACUUUUUGUGCCACUCUUUUCUCUCUCACCAUAAAAGUACCCCAGUUAGCUUAGCAGCUUUGAAAAAUAUUAUUUUUCUCAAGCCGCUGCAUUUCUCCUAAAGUUGGUGCUGUCAGAAUAUUUUAUUGAUGAUCAAGAACUAAAUAAAGUCGGCUAAUGUGCAGUAUAACUUCCCGAGAACCAGCUUCCGUUAUAGUGGACGUUUGUGUUUUGCAUAACUGGGCUAUUUUUUUCUAAACUGUGUAAGAAACCGACCAGAGCCAGAUGUCCACUACAGAGGACACUGGCCAAACCUAACCAUGUUUGUUUUGCAUCACAGAUAAUUCUGUAAAACUGACAAAAAGACCACAAACAAAUGGAGUGGACCAUGCUUCUCAGGAGGUUAUGUCCAUGGUAAAACUGGAAAACGAUCCUUAAGUUCUUGGUUUCUUUUCCUGAAAAACUGAAUUUGCUACUUUAGAUCUUCUCCAACCAUAGAAUGUUUGACUUUGAACAAAGCUAAAGCUGGCUGAGCAGGUUUUAAAAAGUAGUUUUUCUUUAUUUUCUUCAAUCUUUCCGCACUUAAGUCUAGCAUCUUUCAUCAAAGAUUUUUGGAAAGAAUUAUGUUUUUCUUUGUGGUUAAUUCUCUAACUUAAAUUCAAGUUAAAUGUAUUGCUGUUAAAAAAGUGUUAGCGAGAGGCAGCGAGAGGCAGAAUAUGUACGUGAUGUCACUUUGUUAUACUUUAUUUUAAAGCCCUAACAACAAAUAUUUGUAAGGAUAUCGUAAGAAUAAAGUCAUCCUGCUGGCUCUCGUUGUUUAACUAAGUUUGGGAAACCCUGCUGUGUUCCAAGCCAAGUGAAUCCUCACUGCUCCAAUUGGAUGAUUUUUUUUCCCUUCCCUUGGUGGCCUGUUGGCUAUCGAUGAUGUCACUUCAACAGGGUCCAAUAAAGUCCAAGACAGAAUGUAUUGUACACAUCCAAGGCCUCCUACUUUUGUGCGCUUUAUACUCUGCACAGGAAUUGGCCUGUCAAAUUCCCUUCAAUCUGCUCCAACUCCAUUCAUUCUUUUAGUGCACCUAACUGAAGGGUUUUAUGGAAUAAGUGGGUUUUUUAAAUUGUAAAACGAGCCUUCUUGAGCGAUUUGACACCGUUUUUAUCCACGCAAAAUUUCUCCAAAGAUUGUUCACAGAUAGAGAAGCCAUGAUGUGCAAGUUGCGUUUAUAACGAGCUAGAGUGUGAUUAUUUUGCCAAGGCCCUCUUUUUUUUAAAAAGAAACUACUUUUCCUCUGAAAUGAAACUUUAAAAGCUCUUUUGUAUCGUCUGCAGGUUUCUUAGAGCUAAGAUGCAACCUUGAAAUGCUAAAGAGUUUAAAAAACACUAGAAAAAUGCCUUAGAUCUUGUCCGUUUUCGCUCUUGUACAUGACUUGGCCGUGUGUAUAAAUUUGUAUUAUGACUAAGAUGUACGAUACUAACUGCUCCCCUGAACGCAUCACAGAUAAUGUUGUGUUUUAUAAGGGACUUUACCAGGAACACUUCUUUGCUUUUUGUUUUUUUAAAUCACACUGUACCCCCACUUCCCAUUUGUACCCCAAGUGUGUGCGUGCGUGUUUGUGUGAAAGAAGAGCGUUUUAUGCAAAAUUAGAUAAAAAACAAACCGACAGUUAUGCAAGUUGUGAACUAAUAUGGCUUCGCUGAUGCUAUUUGCCUUGUAAAUAAAGAAUUCUGUUAUUGCCAUAUUUAA
Messenger RNA from Nerophis lumbriciformis (worm pipefish), 9161 nucleotides. RefSeq names its product nuclear receptor coactivator 2 (gene ncoa2). Gene Ontology annotation, cellular component: nucleus. NCBI's taxonomy places the organism in Eukaryota, Metazoa, Chordata, Actinopteri, Syngnathiformes, Syngnathidae. Gene Ontology annotation, molecular function: nuclear receptor binding; protein dimerization activity. Gene Ontology annotation, biological process: positive regulation of transcription by RNA polymerase II; cellular response to hormone stimulus. The record is from RefSeq and is a predicted model, not a curated record.